Messenger RNA from Petromyzon marinus (sea lamprey), 1219 nucleotides. It is a transcript of the gene MRPS15, whose product is annotated as mitochondrial ribosomal protein S15. Gene Ontology annotation, biological process: mitochondrial translation. The record is from RefSeq and is a predicted model, not a curated record. Gene Ontology annotation, molecular function: structural constituent of ribosome; RNA binding. Lineage: Eukaryota; Metazoa; Chordata; Hyperoartia; Petromyzontiformes; Petromyzontidae. Gene Ontology annotation, cellular component: mitochondrial small ribosomal subunit; ribosome.
AGACGGUAGACCUCUUCUAAAUCCAGUAGCACUCUGCUCAAACCGGUAGCCGUCUGCUUGGUGAUGCAUCUGGCACGUGACAGGGUGUCAUGGCGGCGCCCAUGCAGGCGUGAUUGUCGUGGGUGAGUGAGAGGGCGAGCGAAUCGGCGAGCGAGGCGACACGGGGAGACGCCGCGAUGCAGACUCAGCUGCCGCCCCGAGUGCCGCUCUUCCUCUCCGUACUCCCGGGCCUCGCGGGGUCACAGGGGCUGCCGGGGGUCCCUGGGCGCCUGGGCCCCCACCGCCGCCUCCUCCUCCUUCCCCCCGGGCUCGCCGCCUCCCCCGCAGGGGUCAGCUCCUGGGCCCGACUGCUCGCGCACCCCCAGCAACCACCAGCGGGGGCGAGUGGCGGGACAGCGACUCCACGGGUGAACUGGGCCGCCCAGGCGAAGAGGCUCUACGGGCGCAAGCGACAGGCGGCGCCGCGAGUCGUGCCUACCAGUCAGCUGGAUGACUUACCCCCGACUGCCACCAAAUACGGCUUUGAGGGCCUGAGUGAGUUACAGACGGCCGACGAGUGCGUGCGGAGGCUGCUGUCGUUGGAGCUGGGAAGUCACAGUGACAAGCUGAAACUCAAAAAGCAGCAGUACAUCGCCCUGGUGCAGCGGAGCCCCGAGGAUCGCAGUUCCACCGAGGUUCAGAUCGCAGUGCUAACGGCGAGGAUCCGGAAUUACAGCGAGCACCUGGCCCAGCACCCAAGGGACAAGACCAACAAGCGCUACAUGCUCAUGGCGUCCGACAGACGCAAGAAGCUGCUCAAGUACCUGCGGCGGACGCGCUACGAUCGCUUCGAGCACACGUGCACGGCGCUCAACAUCUCGUUCCAGCUGCCACCGGCGUACCACCGGCGCGCCUCGCACCGCUGGGUCGCCAAGAAAGCGCUCGUCGUGAGGGUGCGUCAGCUUGUUAACGAGCGGCGCUACCGGGCCCGCCAGGAGGCCCGCGCACAGGCGGAGCAGGCGGUGCAGGCGGUGCAGGCGGUACAGGCGGCUCCCCCGUGUGAAGGGAGCGGCUGAGAGCUCUGCUGCCGGUGCUCGCACGUCCCGGUGUCCCCACUCUCGUCUCACGCGCUCCCCUCUACUCGGAGACCCACAGACUCGCGCAGAGACCCACAGACUCACGCAGAGACCUACAGACUCAGGUAGAGACCCACAGACUCACGUAGAGACCCAGAGACCCA